AUGUCCGGCGAGGACUGCCCCGAGCCCUUCGAGGAGUUCCCCACGGAGAUCCUCGGCAAGCGCCUCUGCGACAACCUCCAGCUCUGCCACUACACGCGGCCGACGCCCGUGCAGAAGUACUCGCUGCCCAUGGGCCUCGCGGGCCGCGACAUGAUGGCCUGCGCGCAGACGGGCUCCGGCAAGACGGGCGGCUUCCUCUUCCCCGUCCUCGUGGCGCUCCUCCGCGACGGCGCGGCGCCGGCGGACCCCAACGAGCAGCGGGGCAACUCGCGGCGCCAGCGCGCGCGGCCCAACGGCCUCAUCCUCGCGCCGACGCGCGAGCUCGUGUCGCAGAUCUUCGACGAGGCGCGCAAGUUCUGCUACUGCACGGGCGUGCGGCCCGUGGUCUGCUACGGCGGCGCGGAGACGCGGGGCCAGCUCCAGGAGCUCGAGCGGGGCUGCGACCUCUUGCUCGCGACGCCGGGCCGCCUCGUCGACUUCCUCGAGCGCGGCCGCGUGACGCUCUCCGCGUGCCGCUUCCUCGUGCUCGACGAGGCGGACCGCAUGCUCGACAUGGGCUUCGAGCCCCAGAUCCGGCGCAUCGUCUGCCAGGAGGACAUGCCCCAGACGGGCGCGCGCCAGACCUUCAUGUUCUCCGCGACGUUCCCCCGCGAGAUGCAGAUCCUCGCGGGCGACUUCCUCGACAACUACAUCUUCCUCACCGUCGGCCGCGUGGGCUCGGCCUGCAAGGACGUGACCCAGCGCUUCCAGUUCGUCGACGGCCGCGACAAGCCCGACGCGUUGAUGCGCUACAUCUCGUCCCUCGAGGAGAGCGGCCUCACGCUCAUCUUCGUCGAGACGAAGCGCGACGCGGACUACCUCGAGGACACGCUCUGCCGCGAGGGCUUCCCGGCGUCUUCCAUCCACGGCGACAAGACGCAGCGCGACCGCGAGCUCGCGCUCCGCGAGUUCAAGAGCGGCCGCACGCCCAUCCUCGUCGGCACGGACGUCGCGGCGCGCGGCCUCGACAUCCCCAACGUGCUCCACGUCGUCAACUUCGACCUGCCCCGGGCCGUCUCCGACUACGUGCACCGCAUCGGCCGCACGGGCCGCGCGGGGAACACGGGCUACGCCAUGUCCUUCCUCUGCGACAAGAACCGGAACAUCGUCCGCGAGCUCAUCGACCUGCUCGUCGAGAACGGGCAGGACGUGCCCUCGUGGAUGGAGAACAUGUGCCAGUACUCGGCGGGCUUCGGCGGCUCGCGGGCCCGCGGCGGCGGCGGCGGCGGCGGCGGCUACGGCGGCAAGGACGUCCGCGGCGGCGGCCGGACGUCGUCCGGCGGCGGCGGCGGCUUCCAGAUGCGAUCCGGCAACGCGGCCUCCGGCGGCUCGCGCGCGCCGCCCGUCGAGCGGGACAACUCGGCCUGGUAG
Messenger RNA from Aureococcus anophagefferens, 1410 nucleotides. RefSeq lists its product as hypothetical. Gene Ontology annotation, molecular function: ATP binding; RNA binding; RNA helicase activity. NCBI's taxonomy places the organism in Eukaryota, Pelagophyceae, Pelagomonadales, Pelagomonadaceae. Gene Ontology annotation, cellular component: nucleus. The coding region runs from base 1 to 1410 and encodes 469 amino acids. The transcript has a single exon. The record is from RefSeq and is a predicted model, not a curated record.